Messenger RNA from Cavenderia fasciculata, 1260 nucleotides. RefSeq lists its product as uncharacterized. Bases 1 to 1260 code for a protein of 419 amino acids. Lineage: Eukaryota; Evosea; Eumycetozoa; Acytosteliales; Cavenderiaceae. The record is from RefSeq and is a predicted model, not a curated record. The transcript has a single exon.
AUGAAUACUAAUGAAAAGAAUGAUCAACAUGAAGUAGAACAACAAAGAAUAGAACUACAACAACUAUUCAAACAGCAACAACAACAAUCAUCUGACCUUGAUGAAAGGUUAUUUAGAAGAGUUUGGAAUAAUGUAUUACUUAGAAGAUUGAUUGGUUCAAAGAUUGGAGAAUGUAUACCUCUGUCUGCUGAGAAUAGGAUAUUACUAAGGGAACAUUGUGCCGUACUGAUGGGACAAUACAAAAAGAACCCUAAACCAUUUAGGUCUAAAUGCAACAGAGAGUUUUACGAAUGUCCAGUCAUCACUGCCUCCCUCUUUCAAUCCCACUAUGACCACGUUAAAUGGACAGACAUGGAAUAUGUUAUUUAUUUGGUAUCUGGUAACCCGAGAAAUGCAGUUGACACUUGGUUGUUUCGUAGGGCAUGUGAAUACUUUAAACGUUGUCAUCCUUACUUGGUCUUGACCAAGACACCCCUAAACACGUGGAGAAAUAUAAUUAGAUCAAAUAAUGUAGAAUUGUACAACUAUGCAAAGACAGUGAUCCCGAUGCCAAAUGAUAUCGAGGAUAUAAAGAAGAUGGUGGCUCUUGCUACCAAUCCCUCUUAUGACAAUUCAUACUAUCAUUCCAAUGGUGCAAUCUCGAGGCCAUCAAACACCAAGUUAUUGAAAGCUCUAUUAAAAGACGUCAGAUUAAUACUCGAUCCUCUGCAGAGAGAGAUACAGUGGUUAGAGUAUUGUGAUUAUCAAAGGUUGAUAGUACAUGGACCAAUUGGCAUAGCAGAGACCAUACACAAGUAUGCAGGUGAUUAUUAUCAUCCGGCUAAUAGUGCUUUAAUGAUUCCGGCCAUUCAAAGCAAACAAGUUGAAUCGAUUCGGUUCCUCUACAAAGUCUGCAAGAUUCCAAUCGGACCACUUGCAAUGCUAGAGGUGGUUCAUACAUGUGACCUUUCAUUCAUCAAGAGACUGCACGACAUUGAGCCUGAAGCUGGACGUCUCUACACACUCUUUAUCCAUGUCAUGAGUAUAAACUUUUCCAAAGGUCCCGUACAAGCAAAUACAACCUUUCAACAAGAGUUUUAUCAACUUGGCAAACAACUCAACUACAUUGACAUCAAACUACAACACCAAAUAGAUACCAACAUGUCAUUCCAUUAUCAAAUGAAAAAUCAACAACACUUUAAAAUGUUUGAACAACAAAAUAUAGAUCAUGACAACAGCUCUGCCAUACCAACUUUAUCAUCAUUUUCAUUUGAUGAUUAA